Messenger RNA from Microcebus murinus (gray mouse lemur), 297 nucleotides. Lineage: Eukaryota; Metazoa; Chordata; Mammalia; Primates; Cheirogaleidae. The record is from RefSeq and is a predicted model, not a curated record.
AUUGCAGUCGGAGUCCUCUCAAAAGACAAAAGCAGACAUGGCCGCCUCAGGUCAGCUGCACACAGUGUGUUCCCGGCCUGCCCGCUUGGAGGUGCGGCUCCCAUUGUAUUGUCAUCUGGACCGUGGCUGCUGGGGACAGUCAAAGCGGCAGCAUGUCAUCGCCUUCACCAGCCCAUCUCCAGCAGCACAAACAGUCCUCCCAGCUGGUCCUCUGGGGACCAGCUGUCACAGCGACGUGGUGGCACCAUCCCCAGGCAGCUGACCAUCCUGGGCUUCUCUUUGGGCAGGCCUGGGCCG